AUGCUCCCAGGCUUCCGGUGGUGUCUUUGAUUCCUUCUGGUGAAAUCAAGGAGGGCAUGUCAUUAACACUGACCUGCAGCAGUGACGCCAACCCUGCAGCUAAUUAUAGUUGGUUUAACAAAAAUGAAAAAUGGCCACAGUAUUCAAUUCAGAACUUGACGAUUGCAAAUAUAGGCCAACAACACAGUGGGCUUUAUUACUGUGAAGCCAUCAACAAAAGAGGAAGUCACAAAUCUGCUAUACAUGUUACUGUUUUUGCAA
Cyprinodon variegatus (sheepshead minnow) is the source of this 261-nucleotide messenger RNA. RefSeq names its product B-cell receptor CD22-like. The annotation marks the transcript as partial. The transcript has a single exon. The record is from RefSeq and is a predicted model, not a curated record. NCBI's taxonomy places the organism in Eukaryota, Metazoa, Chordata, Actinopteri, Cyprinodontiformes, Cyprinodontidae.